Messenger RNA from Letharia lupina, 1554 nucleotides. RefSeq lists its product as uncharacterized. Bases 1 to 1554 code for a protein of 517 amino acids. Lineage: Eukaryota; Fungi; Ascomycota; Lecanoromycetes; Lecanorales; Parmeliaceae. The record is from RefSeq and is a predicted model, not a curated record. The transcript is spliced from 4 exons.
AUGGCGCCCCGCAAGCCGCCCCAGUAUCUUACAGUGUGCGCGGCCGAGCGGAACUCCGCAACAGCUGGCAAUAACAGUUCCAGUGCCACAACAUUUUCCGCUGCGGCGUUAGUGGCAUCGAUCGCCCAGCAACUUGCUCCAUCGGAAUCCUCAGCGUCCGUGGCCUAUCAGAUAUCCGGAGCAUCAGCUGCAGCUCUCCCAGUUCCUUCCUCCCACGAAUGCAGUGACAGCAUCGUCCGCAUCUAUAGCGGGGGCCUGGAGCCUGAUGGCGUCAGAAUCGUUGGCGCUCCACCAUACACGCCGACCAUAGGAGACGGGGAUUCAUCCCCACCACCGCCUUACGAAGCGCCACCACCCUACUCGCCGUCUCCAAAUGGACCGCCAGCCGACCCGGAAGAUCUCAAUGACCCAGAUGAUGAUGAACCAACCAAUACAGACUCACAGCCAUCACAGACAUAUUCACGGCCUUCUUCCAUUACAUCCAGUGCCUUACGAAUGUCCAGCGCCGUAUCCUCCGCUUCAUGUACCAACACCAUGUCCGGUGGGUGCUGCUCGAAGGCAACCGCUCUCACACUUUCAGGUACCGAACCAACCACACUCUGCAAUCUUGUUAUCGAUACCUGGGUCGACGUAGCCUACGACUUCAUGACUGGCUCUAUCGCCGUACCAGCCUCUGCAAGCCCAACAUCGAUGCCAGCAGCCCCAAUCACAGUAUCAAACGCUGGCGCGGUUUUCUCGUCGCUUGCGAACGCCAUAUCUUCUUAUCUCUCCAGUCUAUCUCGUGCCUCUGGCCUCCCAAGGAACAAGACAGCCAGCGCAACAGUGGCAGCAUCUUCUACCACGCAGCCUACACCCACAAUUUUGGUCAUGACCACAGCGCUUGCUAGUUCCCAACUGGGCGGCGAAGAACUAACGCCACCCUUUCCUUUCCAGCUUGAUGGGCAAACCCUAUUGUACCUGCGGAGCGGUUAUAGCUCCCCUUUUAAGCACGGUGAUCGCCGAUACUACCAGCUCUUGGUGAACAACGCCCGGAGUCGUAAUCCCAACAGGUCCUCCAAUCAGCUCAGUUGCACAGGCUGCUCCUCGUCCGACGCAAAUGAGUCCCAUAUCGCCCCCCACCACAGCUCCCACUCCCACCCGUCCAUAGGGGCCUUCGAAACCUGGCCUGAAGACAGCUGCGAUGACAUCGGCUGCACGAGUAGCAUCUACGGCUGGGACCUAGGGGCUCGCGCCAGCGGGUCAGGUCAUCGAUCCCUGCACGAACAGCAAGUACACGUACAAUUGGAUUUCGCUCAAAACAUGCAGAACGACAACAGCAAUUACACGAUCACCAUGACGGGGAUCCAUACGCUUGGGUACAAAGGGAUGAAGUAUCUGGGAUCGAACGAUGGGUACUACGAGGCGCCCAAUAUAGUUACUCGGACAUUAGUUCCGUCAGAUGGAGACGAGAACAUCUUUUGUCAACCUGUCCCCGGAGCGGUGGCGAAGAGUUAUUCCGGGUCCAACAGUCUCGACGAGGAUAAUUGGACGCCUAUUAGUUACUGUCUUCGGUAG